Trichomonas vaginalis G3 is the source of this 830-nucleotide messenger RNA. Its product is annotated as protein of unknown function, DUF4106 family. The transcript has a single exon. The record is from RefSeq and is a predicted model, not a curated record. NCBI's taxonomy places the organism in Eukaryota, Parabasalia, Trichomonadida, Trichomonadidae. The annotation marks the transcript as partial.
AUGAAUGCUGACUUUAAGAACGCCUUCGAAGCUCUUCAUAGUAAGGUGAAACUAGUGAACGACUUCUCAUCUGGAAAGAAACUGAAGUCUGAAGGUUUCGACAACGAGUUAAGAGAAGUAGCACAAAAUAUGACGAAAAUAACAGAUGCAGCAACGAGACAGGCAGUUCAAAGUGCCUAUGACGCCGUUAGAGCAACUGUUGUGGAAAGUCAAGAAAAAGAGUUACAACAGACCAAAACAGACCUAGUAAAUGCUUUCUUAAAAACGAAAGGUCAGGUAGGACAUUAUGCUGCAGAUGGAACAUAUGUGCCAGCUGGUGGAACUUAUAUACCACCAAACCCUCCAAGAGAAGCACCUGCACCAGGACUACCUAAAACAUUUACAUCGUCACAUGGACACAGACACAGGCAUGCACCAAAACCAACACAACAACCAACAGUUCAAAACCCUGCACAACAACCAACAGUUCAAAACACUGCACCACAACCAACAGUUCAAAAUCCAGCACCACAACCAACAGUUCAAAAUCCAGCACCACAACCACAAACAGAGCAAGGACAUAAAAGAAGUAGAGAACAAGGAAACCAAGAAUUCUUAAAAAUGCUUAAGGAAAAUUAUGGUUACCCAGAUACUCUUGACUUUAGUGACAGAUAUAAAGAAGCUAUUAGAAAGUUCAAGGAAGGAAAUACUGACCCGAACCUAUUUAGCUUUAUGGUUCAGCACCAAAUGGGAUAUAAUUUCAAACCUGGAAAAUACAAGCUCGCUAAGGGAUAUGAUUUAAUAGCAUAUCAUCCAAAUGACAUGGAUGAAUUUACUCCGAGAUAUUUGGU